Messenger RNA from Hordeum vulgare subsp. vulgare (domesticated barley), 1354 nucleotides. RefSeq lists its product as uncharacterized. NCBI's taxonomy places the organism in Eukaryota, Viridiplantae, Streptophyta, Magnoliopsida, Poales, Poaceae. Bases 253 to 1188 code for a protein of 311 amino acids. The transcript has a single exon. The record is from RefSeq and is a predicted model, not a curated record.
UGAUAUUGGUGGCCAUUUGUGGAAAAAACAUCCCAUUACCUGUUGGCCAUGCAUGCGACGACUUGCACGCCCUUAAUUUUCCAAGUCUUCCUUUGACCAACGACAACGAGGCUGUGCACACACACGUUAUCAUCUGUACACAAACCUAUACACAUCUCCUUCCGGUUUCAGGCCUUGAUCCAUUCCUCCUCCAGCUCCCUCAGGCUUCAGGCUUCAGGCUUCGAGCUGAUCACAACUCUCAAGUUACCAGCCAUGGCGGCCAAGGCCACCUCAUGCUUCACCUUCCUCAAAGAAGCGCUGGUCCUCCCCACGCAGAACCCCAAGCUCUUCGCCCCAAUCUUCAUCCUCCUUGCCGUCAUCGCCUUCCUCGUCCCCGCGGUCAACGUGGUCUUCAUCCAGCCGCUCACCGCCGAGAUGCUCCGCCACCUCGCCGAGAUGCAGACAACCGACCCCUCGACCGCCGAGUUCGCCAGGCUCUUGCAGGAGAUACGGCAGGAAACGAGGGAGCUCGUCAUCAUCACCGUCGCCCUCACGGUCGUCACCCUGGUGCUCGUCUUCGCCAAGCAGAUCCUCUCCUUCUCCGCGGCCUGCACGACCUACUCCGGCGACCGCUACACCCUCGCGGAGCUCCUCCGCAGGCUGACCAAGUGGGGAAACCUGAGGGGCCCUCUCGUGACCGUGGGCGUGGUCACCGCGCUCCAGCUCACGUUCAUGGUGCUCCUCGGCGUCUACCUCUCCAGCGUCAUGCGCCACUCGGGGUUGCUCUCCGUGCAAGGCGCGCUCUUCGUCCUCGCCUUCCUGGCCUUCAUCUACUUCGGGGUCGUGGCCGUGGUGGGCGUCGCCGUGUCGGUGGCCGACGAGGGGUGCCGCGGCGUGCGCGCGCUCGGGCGGGCGUGGCGGCUCAUGACGCGGGUGAGCAGGAAGGAGGGCGCCUUGCUGGCGGCGGUGAUGGUCCUCCUGCCGACCGUUUUGAGCCCGGUGAGCGCGCUCGCGCUCGCGUACGCGAAGAAGAGCAUGGCGGUGGGGCUCUGCCUGCUCGCCGUGCAGGCUCUGCUGUCCGGUGCGGUGGAGCUGUUCUACAUCGCGGCGGCCACGGUGUACUACUACAAGGCCAUGGAGAGCAAGGGCGUGAUGGUCCUGGCUUUUGAUGGCUAUGCCAAGAUACCUUCCCGUGAGGCAAAUGUCUGAUUGAUCGGCCGGCCCCUGUAUAGUGAGUCAUAUAUAUACUUGUGGUGCUUCCUACCUGUGUGAUCAUUAUCAUUGUACUACAUACUAUUUUACUAUGUCAAAUCUUGGAAUAUGUAUACAUACAUGAGAUAAGAGUAAAAAUAUAUGUGUGUAGGUCAGCAAAUUA